Prunus armeniaca (apricot) is the source of this 390-nucleotide messenger RNA. The record is from the annotation of a GenBank genome assembly. Lineage: Eukaryota; Viridiplantae; Streptophyta; Magnoliopsida; Rosales; Rosaceae.
AUGCCUAUUGUUCCCAUCUACCUUGGCCGGAGUAGCUCUCAAUUGACCGAUCGUCUAUACUCUGCCGAUGACCUCUACACCAUUCGGCAAGGAGACAGUGAGCCCCUUCGGGAGUUUGCAGCCAGAUUCAGCCACGAGUAUUCUCGGUGCCCAGAAAUCGACGACCGAGCAGCCUUCGACGCCUUCAAAAGUGGUCUCCAAGCCUCCCAAUUCCGCUACCUAGUACACAGCAGCAAUUGGACCACCUAUGGCGAACUCAUGAAGCAAGCAGCCAUUCACGCCAAGGACGAACACUUCAACUCUAACGGAAUGCCUUCGGCAUCUCCUGGCCAGACGGCAAGCACAAAUCAACCUUCGGCAUCCACCUAUGACCGUUUCCCACCGCACUAG